Molecule: messenger RNA, 1830 nt
Organism: Carya illinoinensis
Lineage: Eukaryota; Viridiplantae; Streptophyta; Magnoliopsida; Fagales; Juglandaceae
Exons: 3
Coding region: 1-1830 (609 amino acids)
Molecular function (GO): zinc ion binding; nucleic acid binding
Source: RefSeq, a predicted model, not a curated record
AUGAAGGAUGAUGAGACAUUUGAUGCUUUCUAUGCAAAACUAAAUGAUAUCGUCAACUCUCGCUUUAAUCUAGGGGACAGAAUUCCUGAGAAUAGAGUUGUGAGAAAAGUUCUCAGAUCUCUUCCUGAGAGAUUUCGUCCUAAGGUUACGGCUAUUGAGGAAAGCAAAGAUGUGGAUACUAUGAGAAUUGAAGAAUUGGCAAAAGAAAGAGCAAAAAUUGCAUCCCUAAGUGAGAGUGAAUCGGAGUCAAGUGAUUCAUCAGGGAACUCUUCCCCAAAAAGAAAUCUGAAUUACAUGGCAUUCACUGUCUCGGUAGAUAGCAAAAGUCAACACAGUGAAAAUGUGUCGGAUGAUGAUAGCAAGUCUGGAAAUGAAUCUGAAUAUGAAGAUGAGCUGCAAGAAGUUUGCUUGGAAGAUGAGUUAAAAGCUCAUGAAAGUGAAAUAAACUUGUUGAAGGAAAAGCUGAAAUCCUUCUCCAGCAGGAAACAAAAGUUGGAUGAAAUUCUAAGCUUUGGAAAGCCCCACAGUGACAAGAGUGGUCUGGGAUAUGGUGCAGUAAAAUCUGAGACUGCAACCACCUCAAAGGUCUCCCACAAAAAUGAGAAGAAGACUGUGUUUGUUCAUGAAUCAGCUGUCAAUGGAAAGACUAACCCAUCUGACAAGGGAAAAUCUCAUGUCCAAAUGGGUGUUCUGUCUCAUGUGAAACCAAGAAUUAGAAAUGCAAGACCUAUUUGUCACCACUGUGGUAAAACAGGUCAUGUUGUAACGGAGUGUUUUAAGCUGAAAAGAUACAUCACGUAUGAACAUACACCUUCUCAAAGCAAAAGUGUGCACCCUCCAAACAUGGGUAAACGUCUCAUAACUGCUCCUAAGUAUACCUCUUCAUUCAGGAGACAAAGAGAUAGCAAAGAAAACUGUGUGUGUCAUAAUUGUGGUAGGGCUGGCCACAUCCGACCAAAUUGCUAUGAGCUUAGGAAGAAUCACAUGAAAAAUGGAGAUAGACAACCAAGAAGAGGGCAUCUGAAUCUUUGGAGUCAAGUGAUGGCCUUAACUAGGCAAAAUGAGAUGCUGAAUGUCAAGUUAGACCAACUGUCAACUACCAAAAAGGGUGGCUCUCCAAAAGUUAGAAAGAUGUGGGUCAGAACUGGAGAAAGAAACACAUGUCAUGUGGCACACAUUGCUCUAAAGACUAGAGACACAUAUGUGUGGUACCUUGAUAGUGGAUGCUCGCGUCACAUGUCAGGUGAUAGGAGUUUGUUUAAAACUGUUGAGGAAUACAAGUGUGGAACAGUAACUUUUGGAGAUGGUGGAAAAGCUGAUAUAGUUGGAAAAGGUGAAAUUGAUAUACCUGGACUACCCGUCUUGAGGGAAGUACUGUUUGUUGAUGGAUUAAAAGCAAAUCUUCUCAGCAUAAGUCAAAUGUGUGACAAUGGUGCUGAGGUUCGCUUUUCAAAAGAAAAAUGCAUUGUUUCAGAUAAUGAUGGAAACUGCAUGAUGCAGGGAACGAGGACAUCUGACAAUUGUUAUGGCAUCACUCCUAAUUUUCAACAUAGUUGCAACAGUGCUAAGAGUGAGGCAACAGACCUGUGGCACCAAAGACUUGGACACGUGAAUCAUAAAAAUCUGUCCAAGAUUGCCAAGAAAGAUAUGGUGAUAGGAUUGCCUGAGCUGGGUAAAGUGGAGACUCCUGUGUGUGGGUCAUGUCAAUUGGGAAAACAAGUUAGAACAGCUCACAAGAAAACUACGGCUAUCCUAACUGAACAACCUUUGGAGUUAUUGCACAUAGAUCUUAUGGGACCCUCUAGAACUGAAAGCCUGGGGGGAAAGUGA